GACAGCGGUCCUAUUCUUCUUUCUCCACCUAAAAAGAUGUUCGCUCGUUCUGUUGCCCGUAUUGCUAGACCCGCCGCUGCCUCCAUCAAGGCCCGUGGCUUUGCUACCGCCAGCCGCGCUACUGCUGCCGCUGGUAGCCGCAUGGCUGCUUUCGCCACCGCUGGUGCCGUUGCUGCCGGUGCUGCUUCUUAUGCUUACUUCCAGAACGUCCAAAGCCCCAUCCACGCUGAUGCCAAGCCUAUUGCCGGUGUCAAGGGUGGUGCCAACGAACGUACUUUCAUUGCUGUCAAGCCUGAUGGUGUCCAGCGCGGUUUGGUCGGUAAGAUCAUCAACCGUUUCGAAGAACGUGGCUACAAGCUCGUCGGUUUGAAGGCCGUCGUUCCCUCCAAGGAUUUGGCUGAACAGCACUAUGCUGAUCUUAAGGGCCGUCCUUUCUUCGGUGGUCUCGUUGACUACAUGACCAACGGCAAGGCUCCCGUUAUUGCUAUGGUCUGGGAAGGCAAGGAUGUCAUCCGUCAGGGCCGUUCCAUGAUCGGCGCCACCAACCCUCUUGAGGCUGGUCCCGGUAGCAUUCGUGGUCAAUACUGUAUCUCUGUUGGCCGCAACAUCAUCCACGGUUCCGACUCUUACGAGUCCGCUGAAAAGGAAAUCGGUUUGUGGUUCGGCAAGGCUGGUGAACUCAUUGAAUGGGAAGCUGCCAACGCUCAAUGGAUCUUCUCCGACAACUAAGUACCUUGAGGUCAUUGCCUCAGGAAUAGAUAUACACAAUAAAAGCAUGAAAGA
Messenger RNA from Radiomyces spectabilis, 783 nucleotides. RefSeq names its product nucleoside diphosphate kinase. The record is from RefSeq and is a predicted model, not a curated record. Gene Ontology annotation, biological process: CTP biosynthetic process; UTP biosynthetic process; GTP biosynthetic process. Gene Ontology annotation, molecular function: nucleoside diphosphate kinase activity. The coding region runs from base 37 to 729 and encodes 230 amino acids. The transcript has 6 exons. NCBI's taxonomy places the organism in Eukaryota, Fungi, Mucoromycota, Mucoromycetes, Mucorales, Radiomycetaceae.